Molecule: messenger RNA, 1752 nt
Organism: Brassica oleracea var. oleracea
Lineage: Eukaryota; Viridiplantae; Streptophyta; Magnoliopsida; Brassicales; Brassicaceae
Product: ammonium transporter 1 member 4-like
Exons: 1
Coding region: 133-1662 (509 amino acids)
Biological process (GO): ammonium homeostasis; ammonium transmembrane transport
Cellular component (GO): membrane
Molecular function (GO): ammonium channel activity
Source: RefSeq, a predicted model, not a curated record
CUGAAAGGUUCACUUUCCUCCUUAACAGAAUCUCGUGAAUCUCUCUCUACCUUCCCUUUCUAUAAAACACUCAUCUCUCUCUCUCUCAAACAAACAAACAAACAAUCUUCAUUUAGAAACUUUCAAAUCAAAAUGGCGUCGUCGACCAUCUCUUGCAACGCCUCCGAUCUCAUCCCUCUACUCUCCGGCGGAGCCAACGCCACCGCCGCAGCCGCCGCCGCUGAAUUCAUCUGCUCCAGAUUCGAAACCGUCUCCGGGAAAUUCACCGACGCGGGCUACGCGAUCGACAACACGUACCUCCUCUUCUCAGCGUACCUAGUCUUCUCGAUGCAGCUCGGCUUCGCCAUGCUCUGCGCCGGAUCCGUCCGCGCCAAAAACACGAUGAACAUAAUGCUCACGAACGUCAUCGACGCCGCCGCCGGAGGCCUCUUCUACUACCUCUUCGGCUUCGCCUUCGCGUACGGAGCUCCGUCGAACGGAUUCAUCGGAAAACACUUCUUCGGGAUGAGUGAUUUCCCUAAACUUACGUUCGAUUAUCCUUUCUUUCUUUACCAGUGGACGUUCGCCAUCGCCGCCGCGGGGAUCACGAGCGGAUCCAUCGCAGAGAGGACGCAGUUCGUUGCGUAUUUGAUUUAUUCGUCUUUCUUAACCGGAUUGGUUUACCCGAUUGUGUCUCAUUGGUUCUGGUCAAGCGACGGUUGGGCGUCUCCAGCUAGAUCUGAUAACCUUCUGUUUCACUCCGGUGUGAUUGAUUUCGCCGGAUCCGGCGUCGUUCAUAUGGUUGGAGGAAUCGCCGGUUUAUGGGGAGCGUUAAUCGAAGGACCGAGAAUCGGCCGGUUUGAGCAACGGAGUAAACCGCUUACGUUGCGUGGUCACAGCGCGACUUUGGUUGUGCUCGGUACGUUUUUACUAUGGUUCGGUUGGUACGGGUUUAACCCCGGUUCGUUCGCGAUUAUUUUCAAAUCGUACGGGACCUCUCCCGGGAGCUCAUUCUACGGACAGUGGAGUGCUGUCGGAAGAACAGCUGUUACGACGACGUUAGCUGGAUGUACUGCGGCGCUAACGACUCUGUUCGGGAAGAGAUUGAUUGAUGGUUACUGGAAUGUUACGGAUGUAUGUAACGGUUUGCUAGGCGGGUUUGCCGCGAUAACCAGCGGCUGCUCGGUUGUUGAACCGUGGGCCGCGGUUAUCUGCGGGUUUAUAGCGGCCUGGGUGCUAAUGGGCUUCAACAAGCUAGCUGAUAAGCUUAGAUUCGAUGAUCCUUUAGAAGCGGCUCAGCUUCACGGCGGUUGCGGCGCUUGGGGGAUCAUUUUCACUGGUUUGUUCGCGGAUAAAACGUAUGUGUCGGAGAUCUACGGAGGCGAUCCGAACAGACCGUUUGGGCUGUUUAUGGGAGGAGGAGGGAGGUUGCUUGCGGCGCACGUAGUGCAGAUUGUGGUGAUCGUGGGUUGGGUUAGUGUGACGAUGGGGACUUUGUUUUUUGUGUUGCAUAAGAUGGAACUGUUGAGGAUACCGUCGGAGGAUGAGGUCGCCGGGAUGGAUCCGACGAGUCAUGGUGGGUUGGCUUAUAUGUAUACAGAAGAAGAGAUUAAGAAUGGGAUUAUGGUUAGAGGUGUGGGUGGUGAAGAUGAUCAUGUCCAUGGACAUGUAGGUGUUCUUUGAUGUCUUUGUUAUUUUAAUAGUAGCUUUUGUGUUUUUUCGUUCUUCUUUUGGUCUGUGUAUAUAUUUUUGCAUGGAAAUAAAUAUAUUAAU